AUGACGUUACAGGAUAUUCAUUCAUCUGGAUUCAUUCAUCGUAAUUUGCAUAGUGGUAACAUCUUACAAACCGAUCAAGGUUAUCCAAAAAUAAAUGAUUUGUCAUUAUCCAAAUUUAUAGAUAAUAAGAAAAAUCAAUUGCUAUAUGGAGUUUUACCUUAUGUAGCGCCGGAAGUUUUACGGGGAGAAGAAUUUACUUCGGCCGCCGAUGUUUAUAGUUUUUCAAUGAUUAUGUGGGAAAUUUCAUCCGGUAUGCCAUUAUUUAGCAACAGAAAACAUGAUACUCAGUUAGCUAUUGAAAUUUGUAACGGAAUGAGACCAAAGAUCGUGUCGGGAACUCCAAAAUCAUUUUCAAUGCUUAUGGAAAGGUGUUGGGAUUCCGAUCCUUUGUUACGUCCAAGUGUGCAAGAAAUUACAGCAAUGCUAUUCCGCUGGCAUUUUCAUUUGGAACAAAAUCGAUCUAUUGACAUUUGUAAUGCAUUCAUGAUUAGCAAUUAUGAAAAGAGAUAUUUUCAACCAUCAAAUAGUUUACAAGAUGUUACUUCUACGAUUGAAAUCAAUUAUAAUAGCCAAUUACUCAACUUUAAAGAUCUUCCUGAACCCACAAAUUUCUACACUCGAACUGGUUAUGAUUCGGGAUUUGGAAGUUUAUCAAACACAAGUAGCAUAAGACAUCGUGUCUCGGAGAGUUUGGCAAGUUCGGAUUCUUGUGACAAAUCUCCAACACGUCCUUUGUAUGUUAAUUUACUAAGAAAACAAUAUCAAUUCGAUGCAACUUGUAUAAUUUAUGCAGAACCUGAAUCUUAUUUAAAUAUUAAUUCUGACGACGAAAAAGGUUCCGAAACAACUUUCGCAAUGGAUUAUGAGAUAAUGGAUAAACCUAAACAAAUAGAACCUAUUUAUACAACGGAAAAUAUCGUAGUCUCAUAUAGCCUUAGAGUUUAG
Molecule: messenger RNA, 945 nt
Organism: Funneliformis geosporum
Lineage: Eukaryota; Fungi; Glomeromycota; Glomeromycetes; Glomerales; Glomeraceae
Source: the annotation of a GenBank genome assembly